Molecule: messenger RNA, 1436 nt
Organism: Tinamus guttatus (white-throated tinamou)
Lineage: Eukaryota; Metazoa; Chordata; Aves; Tinamiformes; Tinamidae
Source: RefSeq, a predicted model, not a curated record
UCAAUUGAAGAAAAUGAAGUGUAUUUGCCUAAUGAUGAGCUCUGGAUCUAUGAAAUGGAUAGCGGGUUAUGGACAAUGCACCUAAUGGAAGGAGAGUUACCCACCUCCAUGUCAGGAAGUUGUGGGGCAAGCAUUAAUGGGAAGCUGUACAUCUUUGGUGGAUUUGAUGAUAAAGGAUACAGUAAUCGGCUGUAUUAUGUUAAUUUGCGAACAAAAAAUGGAACCUACAGGUGGAAAAAAAUUGCAAACUUUAAAGGUCAACCUCCUACACCGCGUGACAAGCUUUCCUGCUGGGUGUAUAAGGACAGGCUAAUAUAUUUUGGUGGCUAUGGCUGUAGGAAGCACAAUGAGCUGAGCGAUUGCUUUGAUGUCCAUGAUGCAUUUUGGGAAGGACAGAUAUUCUGGGGAUGGCAUAAUGAUGUUCACGUUUUUGAUACGAAUACACAAACUUGGUCUCAGCCAGCAAUCAGAGGUGGAGAACCACCUCAGCCUCGAGCAGCUCAUACAUGUGCUGUGCUGGGAAAUAAAGGUUACAUCUUUGGAGGACGAGUGCUGCAAACUAGAAUGAAUGAUUUGCACUGCCUGAACUUAGACACUUGGACUUGGUCUGGACGAAUUAGUAUCAGUGGAGAGAAACCAAAAGAUCGAUCAUGGCACACGUUGACUCCUAUAGGAGAUGACAGACUCUUUCUUUUUGGUGGACUGAGUUCUGAUAAUGUUCCUUUAAGUGAUGGUUGGAUUCACAGCAUUUCAACAAAUGGAUGGAAACAACUUACCCACUUGCCUAAGAGUAGGCCUAGACUAUGGCAUACAGCCUGCCUUGGAAAAGAAGGAGAAGUGAUGGUGUUCGGUGGAAGCAAAGAUGACUUGCAUUUUAUGGAUACAGGUCACUGCAGUGAUUUGCUGAUAUUUCAGACUCAGCCUUAUUCACUCCUCAGGUUGUGUCUUGACUGCAUUGGUAAAAAUGCAGUCCUCCUGAAGAAUCAAAUACCAUGUCUGCCAUCCAAACUUCUGCAGCAGGUGCUGAAAAAGAUAACUUUUUGGGCUGCAGUUAACCACCGGCAAGAGAGAAGAGCUGAAACCGAAAGACAGGGGCAACCAAACAGCACAUGAACAAGGGCAACACAACUGUUGAACACUUUGUUUAUUUACAAUGUACAGCAAAGUCUUUUGUUAGCGAAAUUUACUGAUGCUACAGAACAACGUUAUGUUAUGCUGAGUUUCUAAGUCAAGUUUGAGGAAAAAAGAAAUCCUUUUUAUGGAAAUCUCUUUUUGUUUUCUGCAUUAUAGAAAACUGAUAAAACUUAAUUUGUAUAUAUUGUUAACUUCUGCUAUUGUGGUCUUAAUGAGAGAAUCCAUAAAAGUUGUUCUUUUUGUAGGUGGCAGAUGAUAUAAAACGUUUUCUGUUUGGUACAAUAUGGCUCAAGUCUAAAAUC